UCGCCAGAGCUGAAACGAGCCAUGGGAUGCAGGACAAAUGCCGAAAGAAUUAGAUUGCAAAUCCGUGUAGCAGUCAUCGUCCCAUUCAUAUCUCACGUGGGGCUCACCGACUGAAGGCGAAGCGACUGAAAUGUCAAACGACUGUGAGUGAGUGGAAAGUGUUGUUGGUUUAAGCAGAAUUUACAUAAAAAUCGGAUCAUGAGAGAAGCCAGCGCUGCAUUUGUCCUCUGCCUGGAUACGCCUCAGUGCACGCCAGCUAGAGGCCACCCGGCGUGUAACAUUAGCUUCGGAUCAGCUUGAUUCCCAGCCCGUCUUCCUUGGUGGCGGCAUUAGGUGGAAAAGUGAGAAAAAGGCAAUGGUGAUGAGAAGAAAACAUGUAGACCGAACAUCCUUACACAUCUGAGUGGAGGCAAAGAGCGUGGUCGGGCGGCAAUCAGUGGAUCGGAUAAAUUGUUUUCACAGUUCAACCCGAGCUUGUGGGGGUUGAAGAGAACUUCUAGGUACAUGUGUGCAUAACUGGCGCAUAGUAUUUCAAGUGUGCUGUGUGGAGUGGAAAACGGAAAAUUCAGAAGACCAAGAGGGGAAUUGAAAAUCGCUAGUCAAUAUUAACCAUUCAAAGACGGACUGGAACGGGACCGCGCCGGUUUCGCUCGGUGAAAAGGCGGCUAACAAUGGAGAUUGUUUACAUGCAAAUUGCAAUGGUGCUCACGCUGAUAGUAGAAUGUUUGCACGGUUCUGUGCCGACUGCCCUGCAAGAAACGAAUUCACAGCAACAGCCAGCCGAUCCGGAACCGGAAUUCGAAGGCACAAUCCAGAACGUAACGUUUCCAGCGGGCCGGGAGGCAGUGUUGACCUGUUCGGUGAAAAAUCUAGGCCGCUACAAGGUUGGCUGGCUGAGAGCAUCAGACCAGACGGUGCUGGCACUGCAGGGUCGAGUAGUGACACACAAUGCCCGGAUCAGCGUGGUGCAUGAAGACAUGCGAACGUGGCGCCUGCGGAUACGACAGCUCCGCGAGUCGGACCGGGGCUGCUAUAUGUGUCAGAUCAAUGCCAGCCCCAUGAAAAAGCAAAUCGGAUGCAUCGAUGUGCAAGUCCCUCCGGACAUUAUUAACGAAGAGUCGUCGGCAGACAUUGCCGUGCAGGAAGGAGAGGAUGCUACUAUUGUGUGUAAAGCGGUUGGCCAUCCUACGCCGCGGGUUACCUGGAAACGAGAGGACGGUGAAUAUAUGCUGCUUCGAAAGCCACAGAGCCGAGAGCUGAUAAAAGUGGAUGCUUACAAUGGAACUCACCUGCACUUGCCGAAGCUGGAACGAAGACAGAUGGGAGCAUAUCUAUGCAUUGCUUCCAAUGAUGUACCUCCUGCAGUUAGCAAACGAGUUUCUCUUAGUGUUCAUUUUGCGCCAUCUGUGCGUCCAACAAGUCAGCUCCUCGGUGCUCCUCUGGGAUCGGACGUCCAGCUCGAGUGCUCCGUGGAAGCAUCGCCCAUGCCGGUGUCCUACUGGCUGAAAGGUGGACGCGUACUGCCCACCAACUUCGCCGGAAUCACCAACGGCAAUUACGAAGCGGGUCAAACGAGACCCGAAAUGCUGCUCGAUGGGCCUAAAUACGGAAUCACAGAAGAGCGACACGGAUUCCGAACGAAUAUGCGCCUGGUGGUGCGAUUUUUUUCGCCAAAUGACGUCGGUACCUAUCAUUGCGUUAGUACCAACUCGCUGGGGAGAGCCGACGGAACGAUGAGACUGUACGAAAUCAAAAUUCAUCCGGGUGGAGUGCAAACAAGCGAUGAUCAAUUAAAUAUAAUUGGAGGUCUUGCGGAAGCCGCCCGAGGUCGAGGAAACUCGAGUGCCAAUUCAUUAGUGACCAGUAGCAAACCGCUGCAUCUCAUCCUUCUAUCGAUGCUGACUGUCCUUGUCUACUGCGGGAGAUGACAGCAGCGCAUUUGCUGGACCCGACCCACACCACUGGCCCCAUCAACGCUGGCAUCGGCUUCGAACUCGCCGUGGAUGGCUUCAUUAGCAUAAGCACAUCCACGGGGAGGAUUGGGUGCGGUGGACCCCGGCAGCAAUGGCAAUCGGAUGCCACUUGAGACGACACAAAUGCAAGAGCAAAUGGCCAAACAGAGAAUAAAAACAGCGACUAAAUAAAAUAGUCGAUUGCGAAUGAAUGUGGAACGAGCGUUCGAGGAUUCGGGUGUUGUGGUGCCGAAUGAAUAUUCCUAGACAUAGAGGAACUUUUCAAUACAAUAAUGGUGAAAUAAUGAAAUAGGAUAAUAACGAUUCAUGGUAGCUAAAUGACUUCAAGUGAAAAUCUAUACUCUUUCUCUGUGCAAAAAAGCUUAACGAGAUAAACGAACGAAUUGCUGCUUGUAGUAAAUCCAAUGAUCUUAAUUUGUGGGAUCGCUUGUAUAUUUUUAGGAAGUAAGAUCAUAUCUGUGUAUUGAGAAUGGUUCACAGUUUUGGAAGUAGCCUUAGCAUUUAUAGUCGUGAUGGGGACUAUAAAUAUAAUUGAUAGUUAAAGUUUUUGUUGCUCAUUAAAUUACAGAAAAAUAAUUGAAUAUAUGAAUUAAGAUUUUAUUUAGAAAGGAGCAAAUAAAUUUUAUUAUUAUUAUAGAGAUUUUCAGCCCUAGGCUUAUCUCUUGGAUAUUAAUUCUUUUGUAAAAUAUAUUUUCAGAAAAGCAAGCUCUAAAUACAUAUGUUCAAACAGCAUUCCUUGAUAAAAGACAGUACCUGUUCUGUUUAUGGAAAACAUAUUACAAAUAAACUUAAUUGUCGUAAACAAUCUACUGUAGCCAGAAGUUUUCUCUCCAUCAUUUCACAAUUUUCACCCAUUUGUUCAUGUGAACUCUACGUUGACAUCUUACUUUAGACUUUUAUCAUUUCGCUGUUCCAAUUCCUAAUUGAAUUUGGACGGGGCAAAGGUUCGAUAAAGUUUAUCUUCCCAUCAAGAAUACUUCCAAAACUGUGAACUGUUCUGAGUGUGCACCGUUCACACUUACACAAAACUCUAAUGCUGCGCUUAAAAAACCAUAUCCACAUUAGUGAAUCUCAUGCACAUCAACGAAUAAAUGAGGGUGAGGUGAAGAAUGUUCAAGUAAAAAUCAUCAAGCAUAAUCAGCUGGAAAUGGUAGACUGAAAAUUAAGUGUGGCGCUCUGAAAGAGGAAAGUCAAACAAGAGGAUUUUAAAGGAUUAUAAAAUUGCUAUGCUAAUGGUAAGAGUAGCUGGAGAGAUGGGGGAGCA
Messenger RNA from Armigeres subalbatus, 3237 nucleotides. It is a transcript of the gene DIP-gamma, whose product is annotated as lachesin. Lineage: Eukaryota; Metazoa; Arthropoda; Insecta; Diptera; Culicidae. The record is from RefSeq and is a predicted model, not a curated record. Gene Ontology annotation, cellular component: neuron projection. Bases 672 to 1928 code for a protein of 418 amino acids. The transcript has 8 exons.